This is a messenger RNA of Letharia lupina, 972 nucleotides long. RefSeq lists its product as uncharacterized. The transcript has 4 exons. Lineage: Eukaryota; Fungi; Ascomycota; Lecanoromycetes; Lecanorales; Parmeliaceae. The record is from RefSeq and is a predicted model, not a curated record. Bases 1 to 972 code for a protein of 323 amino acids.
AUGACUUCGAGCCAGAAAGCCAUCACGAAAGUCGUACUCGGCGCGAUGUCGUUCGGCCGGAAGAAUGUGGCACCGCAUUGCCGGGUCACUGAUCUCGACUCUGGGAACUCAAUCUUGGACGUCUUCCAGAAGCAUGGGCACACCGAGAUCGAUACCGCACGCCGUUACGGGAACGGCACACCGGAGACCAUGCUCGGCGAUUUGAAACGUCAGGAGCGAAGUCUAGUUAUAAGCACAAAGGAUCUUCCAGCGUUCCAUUCGAACCCCGAGACUGCCAUACCUGAGGGCUGGGACUUCGACCAACACUACCAUCCCGAUAUGCUCCGCCUAACUCUCCAGAAGUCACUCGCAGAGCUCAGAAUGAACCUGUUGCACGUCUAUUGUUUUGGCCUUGACGGCUCUGUCCCUCAAAGCAACAUUUUUUGCGGCAUCAACGAGGUCCACCAAGAAGGCCUCUCUGCCAAGCUCGGCCUCACCUGUCUUCCCACAUGGGAAGUCGCGCAGAUCUGCGAGCUGUGCGAUCGCGAGGGAUGGGUCAAGCCGUCAGUCUAUCAAGGCAAAUACAACGUCCUCCAUCGCACCGUAGAGCCUGAGCUCUUCCCCUGUUUGAGGCACUACGGCAUCAAGUUCUACGCGUUCAACCCAAUUGCGGGGGGCUUCCUGGCCGGCGGUGAGUCACAUGAGAGAAACAAGAAUGGGAGCUAUGGGAACGAGAAAUAUUUUGCUGCGAUGGAGCUGCCGGAUCCCGUCGUUGAGAAGCAUGGGUCGACGCUCAGGGAGUGUGCGCUGAGGUGGUUGGCGCAUCAUAGCCUGCUUGGCGUGGGGAAAGGCGACGCAGUCUGGAUGGAUGCGAGCAGUGCGGCGCAUUUGGAGAGCAAUCUUGAGAAGGGCCCGUUGCCGGACGUGGUUGUUGGGGCGUUGGAUAGGGGAUGGGAGAGGGUUAGGGGGGUGCGCUGGAAAUACUGGGGUUGA